AUGAACCAAGGCACUCCGCAACAGACCGGCGCCGGCACCCCCGGUGCCUCCAGUGUACCGAUGCAGCAAUCAUCGUCCCAGCAACAGCAGCAGCAGCCCAUCAUGUAUCGGCCCGAGCAGAUGCGCACUAUUAAAGAAUUGACGCCCCAGGAACGUGGCAAAUACGAGAAUGGUCUUCGCGUGCUAUGGGCAACCCUGGAGAGCAACCCCGAGGGCUCCAGCGAGCGAGAGACUGCUCGGAGGAAGAUCCAGGAGUUCACGCCGGUUUUGGCGCGCAAGAUUCGCGAGCGUCGCAUGGCGGCAUUACAGAGACAGCAGAUGUUGCUUAAGCAGCAGCAGCAGCAGCAGCAGCAGCAGCAAGGCCAACAAUCACCGCAAGGCGACGGACAGGCAGCUGCGCAACAAAUGCAGCAGGCACAGUCUGCUCAAGGCCAAGCAUCAAAUCAAGCGCAGGCGCAGGCUCAGGCUCAGGCUCAGGCUCAGGCUCAGGCUCAGGCUCAGGCUCAGGCUCAGGCUCAGGCUCAGGCUCAGGCUCAGGCUCAGGCUCAGGCUCAGGCUCAGGCUCAGGCGCAACAGCAGCAGCUCCAGCAGCAGCAAGGCCAGGCCAGAGCAGCAAGUGCGGCGGCUGGCAAUGCCGGUGCUGCGGCAAGACCCGGCGCAGCAGGGUCGCCGCCUGCCGGACCUCAACAGCAAGCACAGGCUGGUGCUGCAGGACCACAACAGCAGCAACGGCCGCAGCAGCCCACGAAAUUUUCGGACAAUGUGCUGCAAAAUCUCAGUUUGCUUACUUACCUCCCCCCACCGGCGCUUGCCGACAAACCUCCAGAGGUUGCAGCGAAGUGGCAGGAAGAUGUGCGUAAGAAGCUUGGUAUGUCACUGACACAGAUCGAAAUGGCGCGCAGCAACGUCAAUAAGCUCGACGCCAGUUUCAAAAUGCGCUCCGCCAACAACCAGAUCACGCCCGAGGAUGCAAAGGCUUACAAGGAUCGCCGCGAUAUGCUUCAAAAGCUACUGGACGACUCGACGCGCUUUGUGGCCGCGUAUCGUAAACAGCAAGAGCAGACGAAAGUGUACAUGCAGCAAAAAAUGAUGCAACAACAAGCGGCGGGCGGUGCCGCAGGCGGUCAACAGCAGCCACUAUCGACACAACAGGCAGGAGCGGCAGCGCAGCAACCAGCAGGACAACAGAAAAACGCCAAGACAGAGGCCACGAACAUGCAGAGCUCACAAGCCAACAUCAACGGCGCUAUUGAAGCCGCCAAAAAGGAAUCGAUUGCAGCUGGAGCGCGACAGGGCACGGGCAACACCAAUAUGGCUAUCAACAGCAAUAACAACAAUGUCGCAGGAGGGGCGAACAAGCCGGCACCGGGGAGCGUCCAACAAACACCGAUUCCCCCGCCAGUCAUUCCUGCCGCCGCCAUGCAGGGCGCGCCGAAGCAGCCGCCCAAGCCGCCCGUUCAAACUCCCGUGCAUCCCCCUCCUACACCCAUCAACACCGCUGCAGCGGCUGCCAACAAAGCAGGCGGUCCGCCGACGGCUGGCACGCCGACACCUGCAUCGGCCGCGGCAGCUGCUAGCCGUGUGCCGCAGACCCCGCACGUUGCCACACCAGUGAAUGCCCCCCCCAGGGCGCUGUCGCACCAGAAAGCCAUCGAGGAAGCGAAUAAAAGGCGCGCUGCUUCGAUCAACAACGGAGCAGUAUCCACCCCGCCGGUUGCAUCCGCGAAUGGAGCUACCCCUGGUUCGGGCGCUGCCACUCCUGGCGGCGGCAACAACAGCGCGGCCACACCUCAGCAGCAAAACAACCAAGCACAAAAUCAGUCGAUGCAGCAGCAACAGGCUGCUAUGAACCAACAGCAACAGCAAGCCGCCGCCGCCGCCGCCGCCGCAGCAGCAGCAGCGAACAGUGGUGCUGGAGGUCAGAACAUUCCAACGAGCGCUACGCAAGAAGCAGCCCGCAUUAACUCAAAGCUAGGCGAGUCACGCCAGAAUAUCACCAAGCAGUUGUCUGAGAAGGCCGCGCAGAUGCCUCAACCCGUUUCUCUCGGCGGUGGCCUUGUGCCCGGCCGUCCGACGCUGACCGGCGGUGGCGGUGUGGUCGGCGGUGUCCUCGGACAGGCCGCGAUCGCCAAGGUGCCCGCCAUCCAAAUCGACGGUGAGGGCGAGCGCGUGCUAAACAAGAAGCGUCUCGAUGAGCUAGUCCGCCAGGUGUGCGGUGGUACGGCUGAGGGCCACGAAGGCAAUCUGCUGCAGCCGGAGGUUGAAGAGAAGUCGGUUCUGAACCUGGCCGACUCGUUUGUGGACAAUGUGCUGCACUCCGCGUGCCGGAACGCCAAGGAACGCGGGUCUAAGGUACUCGAGAUCCGCGAUUUGCAGCUGGUGCUGGAGCGCACGUACAACAUCCGCAUCCCCGGCUACUCGUCGGACGAGCUGCGCACUGUCCGCAAGGUGCAGCCUUCGAUGGCUUGGAUCACCAAAAUGAGCGUCAUCCAGGCCGCCAAGGUCACGUCGGCCACAAAGAACGACCCGUGA
Messenger RNA from Sporothrix schenckii 1099-18, 2532 nucleotides. RefSeq lists its product as uncharacterized. The record is from RefSeq and is a predicted model, not a curated record. NCBI's taxonomy places the organism in Eukaryota, Fungi, Ascomycota, Sordariomycetes, Ophiostomatales, Ophiostomataceae. The coding region runs from base 1 to 2532 and encodes 843 amino acids. Gene Ontology annotation, molecular function: protein heterodimerization activity; DNA binding; TBP-class protein binding. The transcript is spliced from 2 exons. Gene Ontology annotation, cellular component: transcription factor TFIID complex; SAGA complex; SLIK (SAGA-like) complex. Gene Ontology annotation, biological process: DNA-templated transcription initiation; RNA polymerase II preinitiation complex assembly.